GCAAAAUAUUGAACCAGCGUUUGAAAUACAAAUGUAUCAUCUAUAUGUUUAAUCUUGGUAGCUGAUAAGAGCUGCAAACCGAUAUUUUCUUUUCUCUACUAUGGCUUCCCUAGCAAGGCAAAAGCAGCCUCACUUUGUCUUAAUCCCUCUCAUGGCACAAGGCCAUAUGAUCCCCAUGGUAGACAUGGCUAGGCUUAUUGCAGAGCGUGGGGUAAUGGUUAGCUUGGUCACUACUCCAAACAAUGCCUCGCGAUUCGACACCACGAUUUCCAGAGCAAGAGAAUCUGAACUUCCAAUUGUCCUUGUGGAAAUCCCAUUUCCAUGCCAAGCAGUCGGACUUCCAAUCGGGUGUGAGAAUCUUGACACUUUACCCUCAAGAGACCUGCUCAGAAAAUUCUACAAGGCUCUAAGUUUGCUACAAGAACCGGUUGAAAACUACCUUCGCGAGCAUAAUCUUCACCCCAGCUGCAUAAUCUCGGACAAGGCCCUAUCGUGGACUUCGAAAACAGCUCAGAAGUUCAAUGUUCCGAGGAUUGUUUUCCAUGGGAUGUGCUGCUUCUCACUGUUGAGCUCUCACAAUGUGAAAGCCUGCAAUGCUCACAAUUCUGUCACCUCUGACUCUGAACCUUUUGUGGUACCAGGGCUGCCCCAGAGGAUUGAGAUCACUAAGGCUCAGCUGCCCGGAGAAUUUGUUACCCUGCCCGAUUUAAAUGAUUUUCGGGACAAGAUACAAGAAGCAGAAUUAACAUCCUAUGGGGUUGUAGUGAAUAGCUGUGAUGAACUGGAGCAUGGGUGUGCUGAAGAGUUGAGCAAGGUGCUUGGAAAAAAACUUUGGUGCAUCGGGCCGGUUUCCUUGUGCAACAAGAGCAAUCUGGACAGGUUUUCUAGAGGCAACAAACCCUUAAUUGAUCAGAGGCAAUGCUUGGAAUGGCUCGAAUCAAUGAAACCAAGGUCGGUUAUCUACGCGUGUCUCGGUAGCCUUUGCAGACUAGUUCCAACACAACUGAUUGAGCUUGCACUUGGUUUAGAAGCAUCAGGGUGGCCAUUUAUUUGGGUAGUCAAAACAAGUGAGAAGUAUUUAGAAUUAGAGAAGUGGUUAGUGGAGGAAAGAUUUGAGGAAAGGAUCAAAGGGAGAGGUCUUCUGAUCAAGGGUUGGGCUCCACAAGUUCUUAUACUCUCCAAUCCUGCAAUUGGAGGAUUCUUAACUCACUGUGGUUGGAACUCAACGAUAGAAGGGGCAUGUUCCGGUGUACCAAUGAUUACAUGGCCUCUGUUUGCCGAGCAGUUCUUCAACGAAAAAAUGAUUGUAGAAGUUUUGAGGAUCGGGGUUCGGGUUGGUGUAGAAGUCCCGGUUAGGUGGGGGGAUGAAGAGAAAGUUGGGGUGUUGGUGAAGAAAGGAGGAGUGAAGCAGGCAAUAGAAUCGCUGAUGGAUGAGAGCGAAGAAGGAAAAAAGCGAAGAACGAGAGCAAGAGAAAUUGGUGAGAUGAGUAGAAGGGCUAUGGAAGAAGGAGGAUCAUCUCACUCAAACAUGUCAUAUCUAAUCCAAAAUGUUAUGGAAGAGUCUACUCAAGGAAAAGGUUAAAGCUAUAAUUAAAUGGAGUAUACUGAUGCAUCUUAUGUGAAAUGCAUGGCAUCUCUCCUUUUACAUAAAUAUGUUCUUCUGUAAGGCAGUGAAUUCACUUCUGGUGCAUAUUUCAGUUAACUGGUGAGAGGUCUUGGAUUUAAAUAUCAAAAAUGUCAAGUAUACCACCAAUUUAUUCUCUCUACCCAUUAUCAUUAUCUAAAAAAAUUCACUUCUAUUU
This is a messenger RNA of Malus domestica (apple), 1802 nucleotides long. Its product is annotated as UDP-glycosyltransferase 73D1-like. Gene Ontology annotation, molecular function: UDP-glucosyltransferase activity. The record is from RefSeq and is a predicted model, not a curated record. Lineage: Eukaryota; Viridiplantae; Streptophyta; Magnoliopsida; Rosales; Rosaceae.